Messenger RNA from Mytilinidion resinicola, 1226 nucleotides. Its product is annotated as endoplasmic reticulum protein-like protein. The record is from RefSeq and is a predicted model, not a curated record. The coding region runs from base 221 to 853 and encodes 210 amino acids. Gene Ontology annotation, biological process: endoplasmic reticulum to Golgi vesicle-mediated transport; intracellular protein transport. NCBI's taxonomy places the organism in Eukaryota, Fungi, Ascomycota, Dothideomycetes, Mytilinidiales, Mytilinidiaceae. The transcript is spliced from 3 exons. Gene Ontology annotation, cellular component: endoplasmic reticulum; endoplasmic reticulum membrane.
CCUGAAGACAAGUUUCCUCGUUCACAGCACCACCACAACUCCUCCCUCACUCCACCACACCACUUCUUGUCAACUUCAUCUCCUUUUCAAAGGCUUCGCAUUGUCCUUGAAGUCUCCCACCACUAUCCCAACCUACCUACAAACCCUACACGUUUGGAUCAACAAGCAAGCCCUUAGCCCACCGCAACUUCAACCUCCACCCUGAGCCUACGCAGCAAACAUGACACUCUACUACAGUCUGGUCUUCCUCCUGUUGGUGGCCGAGAUGGUCAUCUUCAUGGCCCUUAUCGUCCCUCUCCCGUUCACAUGGCGCCGCAAGCUCUUCACCUUCAUCUCGGAGAGCCCUAUUAUAGCCAAGCUGCAAUAUGGCAUGAAGAUCACGUUCAUUUUCAUUCUCAUUCUGUUCAUUGAUAGCGUCAACCGCGUCUAUCGGGUCCAGAUUGAGCUUGCGGCUGCACAUAAGAGCCAGAAUACUGGCGGAGCUGCUGUUCUUGGUGGAUCCGAGCGCAUGGAAGUCCAAGCGCGCAAAUUCUACUCUCAGCGCAACAUGUACCUUUGCGGCUUCACGCUCUUCCUAUCCCUCAUUCUCAACCGCACCUACGUCAUGAUCCUCGACGUCCUCCGUCUCGAAGAGGAGGUCAAGACUUUCAGGGGCGACCCAGCUACCAAGGGUGGCAAGAGCCUCAAGGAUGCUGGAAAUGUCGGCGAGGUCGCGAAGCUCAAGGAGCAGCUUGCCGCGAAGGACCGGGAUAUGGCGAACUUGAAGAAGCAGGUCGAGAGCAUGUCGGCGGAGUACAACCGCUUGGGCGAUCAAGUAUCUGGAACCGACUCCAUCCCCAAGAAGGAUCGGUAGAUGCUUACCGGGAUGGAAAGGGCGUCAUAUCCGCAGCAACGUUCGAUCGCUCGGAUGAUUGUGGUUACACCAUCGCCUAAACCACCCCCUCGAUGUAUACGCUAUCGGAACUUCAUAACGGUAGACGAGGGCACACGUACAUUAGUAUCCGUACGACAGAUCAUGUUUAUGCCUAUUGGCGAUGCGUUCCCUUGGUAUUCAAAAAUGGGCGCAGUAGGCAACUGGGCUGUCUGUAGUAACUGGUUUCGACUUUGAAUGAUAGAAAGCAUGUGACAAUCCUUAAACAGUGCCUCCUCAUGAACAUGCGAUAUCUCCCCGCACAUCGUAUGCUCUUCUAUACAUGCUUCCACACUUUGCUGAUAUUGGAGGACGC